Molecule: messenger RNA, 501 nt
Organism: Schistosoma guineensis
Lineage: Eukaryota; Metazoa; Platyhelminthes; Trematoda; Strigeidida; Schistosomatidae
Source: the annotation of a GenBank genome assembly
AUGUGUCCAUCUGGACGAAAUCCGCACCCACCAAUUGCACUUGAAAAUGAUGAUACUUUGACGCGGUUGCCUAAAAAAGAGCACAAAGUAUUCAGUCUUCCUCCGCAUUUGGCACGUUUGGAAGAUCCUUGGAAUAAACUUUGCACGCACCAUACUCUUUCUAGUCUCAGACAUACAGUCGAAUAUUUCGAUCCAGAGGCUCCAAACGAUGAUCUAGAUUUCAGGUUAAAAGCAAACUAUGAUCAGCAUAUCUAUUGGUGGAAGUCCAACGCUGAGGCUUUGAUACAACUAGAAACAUUAAAUAAAACAAAGAGGGUGCUUAAAAAUCGACCUCCAAAACCUGUAAUUAUACGUCCCCCACCAAGUCAACCAUUUACAAUAUGGACAAGUGAUUGUAGAGAACGACUUGAACAUGUUUCAGAAGCAAUCGAUGCAAAUCAUACUCAAGCAACAAAUGGUGGUUAUUCAAGAAAACCAGAUGGCAAUAAAUUUAUAGCUUGA